CCGUGUCAAAAAUUCACUUUUUAUUUUUAUUAAGCAUUUUUUAAAUGUAAUUGAUAUUUUGACUGACUGUGAUGUCCGAUACACUAAAGAACUCGACUAUUCUGAUGAAAUAGUAAGAUAA
Molecule: messenger RNA, 121 nt
Organism: Racocetra fulgida
Lineage: Eukaryota; Fungi; Glomeromycota; Glomeromycetes; Diversisporales; Gigasporaceae
Source: the annotation of a GenBank genome assembly